Messenger RNA from Apus apus (common swift), 4591 nucleotides. Its product is annotated as cadherin-19-like. Gene Ontology annotation, cellular component: plasma membrane; catenin complex; adherens junction. NCBI's taxonomy places the organism in Eukaryota, Metazoa, Chordata, Aves, Apodiformes, Apodidae. Bases 685 to 3117 code for a protein of 810 amino acids. Gene Ontology annotation, biological process: multicellular organism development; cell morphogenesis; adherens junction organization. The transcript has 14 exons. Gene Ontology annotation, molecular function: cadherin binding; calcium ion binding. The record is from RefSeq and is a predicted model, not a curated record.
ACUAAAUUAUUUGGAGAAAAAAAUGCUGAAGGGCUAAAUUAGAUUGUAGAAAUUAUCUUCUUUGACUUAAGUUUUGUGGCUACUCUAAAUUGAUUACUUGUUUCCCUGACUGAUCUCUAAACAGAGAAAGGCAAUCCCUUUCACUUGCAAAAUAUUCUCACAAAAUGAGUUACCUUCCCACCACCUUGGUUACUUGCCAAGGAGUAUUUUAUUUUUCCACUAGGAAAAAGAAAAUCAGCUUGUAUUUUGUUUGCUAGAGUCCUCUGCAUUUUAAUUGUGAACUCUGACUGAACAUCAGAGAGGCCUUAUGAUGUUUUGCACAAAAGUGCCUGUGUUCAUAGUUUUUCUCUGGGCACCCAAAAUAGAAUGCAUUAGGCAGUGUCAUACUGUGAGUUUUCAAAACUGAAAGCAGAAGUGACUUAUACUGGCAGGAAUCUGUGACUCCUAAAGCUUUCCAGGGAUCUGUGAAGUAAAACAGAACUGCUUACUUCUCUGCAUCAGAAGUUAAUUCAACUUUUACAGUACACAUUUCUUUAAACCUAGAUGGCCCUGAGGUUACAAAGAGACAGGCAUUCAUUUGAAGCAUUUUGGUGAAUUUGAUCAGCUUGGAAUUUUUUGACUUUUAACAAGCUCAGAGUUCGACCAUGUGUUCAAGAUGAAAAUUGAUUGAAAGAAGGAUUCAGCAUGAAUCGCUCUGCAUUUCUGUCUUUCACGCUGGUGCUGGUUCAGCUUUGGCUUAGCUCUCCAAGCAUGCACGACUGCAGUAUUGAAAACACAGACCAGUCUUUCACAGCAGUGCGAAGAGUGAAACGUGGCUGGGUAUGGGAGCCACUUUCUGUAACUGAGGAACAGACUUCUGAGAAGCCUGAGUAUAUUGGACAGGCCCUUCACCAGCUUCGUUGCCCUGCUCUUUACUCACUCCAGCACCUCGACGUCUCUCUUGAAUUGAGGUGCCCAAAACUGGACACAAUACUCCAGCUGAAAUCAGAUUUAGACAAGCAGGAUGGCAGCCUAAAAUACAUCUUGACUGGAGAGGGAGCUGGAAGCAUUUUUACUAUUGAUGAACAGCACGGCAAAAUCUACGUGACACAAAAGCUGGAUCGAGAAGAGAAAUCCUUCUACACUCUAAGAGCACAAGCAGUUUACAGGAGCACUCAACUUCCUGUAGAACCAGAAUCAGAAUUUAUUAUCAAGGUUCUAGAUAUCAAUGACCAUGAACCACAGUUCUUGGAUGGACCUUAUGUGGCUACUGUUCCAGAAAUGUCACCUGAAGGUACUUCGGUUACACAGGUAACAGCUACAGAUGGUGAUGAUCCUUCUUAUGGGAAUUAUGCCCGUCUGCUUUACAGUCUCAUUCAGGGACAGCCUUAUUUCUCUGUGGAGCCAAAGACAGGGGUCAUCAGAAUGGCUUCCCAAAUGGAUAGAGAAACAAAAGAUCAGUAUUUGGUCAUCAUCCAAGCCAAAGAUAUGGUUGGGCAAGCAGGGGCACUUUCAGCAACAGCCACUGUUACCAUCAACCUUUCUGACAUCAAUGACAAUCCACCUAAGUUUCAACAGCGACUCUACUAUAUGAGUGUCUCUGAAGAGGCUCCCGUGGGCACCACUGUAGGCAUAAUCUUCGCAGAAGACAGCGAUAUAGGGGAGAAUGCAGCCAUGAACUAUUUCAUCGAAGGAGAUAACUCAGAUGUUUUUGACAUCAUUACUAACAAUGAAACUCAAGAAGGAAUUAUCUUAUUAAAAAAGAGAGUGGAUUAUGAGAGCAAGAGGAGAUACAGUAUUCAAGCAAAAGCUGUAAACAGGUACAUUGAUGACCGUUUUCUGAAAGAAGGACCAUUUGAAGACAAAACCAUUAUCAAAAUCAAUGUGGAAGAUGCUGAUGAGCGUCCAGUUUUCACAUCAGAGAAGUAUAUGAUGGAGAUUGCUGAAGCAGGUGUGAGUGGCUCAUUGGUGGGCACUGUUACUGCUAGAGAUCCAGAUGAUGAUGCUUGCCCAGUCAGGUACUCUAUUGUCCACGGCAUGCAUCUAAAUAGAUUGUUCAGCAUCAGUGAACACAACGGAACAAUCAUUACAACUAAACCUCUUGACCGAGAGAUAGCUUCUUGGCACAACAUAACUGUAACAGCCACAGAAAUAAGAAAUCCUGAAAAAAUUUCAGAAGCAAAUGUGUAUAUCAAAGUUCUCGAUGUAAAUGAACAUGCACCAGAAUUUCCUAAAUACUAUGAAACAUUUGUUUGUGAAAAUGCUGUUUCUGGCCAGCUAAUUCAAACUGUCAGUGCAGUGGAUCAAGAUGACUCAGCAGAAGUUCACCAUUUUUACUUCUUGUUGGCUCAGGAGGCCAUAAACGACUCACAUUUUACUGUCAAAGAUAAUCAAGAUAACACAGCUGGAAUUUUCACAGCAAAAAGUGGCUUCAGGAGGCAAGAGCAGUUUUCUUUCUACUUGCCAAUCUUAAUUCUGGAUAAUGGAACUCCACCACUGAGCAGCACAAGUACUCUCACUAUCACUGUCUGCAACUGCAACACUGAAGUUAACAUCUUCUACUGUCGAUAUGAAGCUUUCAUGUAUGCCAUGGGUCUCAGCACAGAAGCUUUAAUUGCCAUUUUAGCUUGCCUACUAACACUCCUAGUGUUCUUUUUGGCAAUUGUAGCCAUAAGGCAGCAGAGAAAGAAGUCUCGCUUUUUGGAGAAAAUGGAAGAAUUCAGAGAGAACAUUGUCAGGUAUGACGAUGAAGGAGGUGGUGAGGAGGAUACAGAAGCCUUUGAUAUUUCAGCACUGAGGACCCGCACUGUCAUGCGAACACACAAACCUCGGAAGAAAGUGACCACAGAAAUCCACAGCCUCUACAGACAGUCUCUGCAGGUUGGCCCUGACAGUGCAAUCUUCAGGCAAUUCAUUUCAGAAAAGCUUGAAGAAGCAAAUACAGAUCCUAGUGUUCCUCCAUAUGACUCACUUCAGACCUAUGCAUUUGAGGGGUCUGGCUCUUUGGCAGGAUCUCUCAGCUCUUUAGGUUCAAACAUGUCAGAUGCGGAUCAGAGUUAUGACUACCUUACAGACUGGGGACCUCACUUUAAACAGCUUGCAGGCAUGUACACUUCCCAUAGAAGUGUGGGGGAUUAGUUACUUUUUGCUUUGUUGUUUUAUUUUCCGAAAUCUCUGCAAUCAAAAAACAACUGUGGAUUUUUAUGAAGGAGAUCAAACCACAUGUAAGCAUAAAAAAUAGAUUUUAGUUUUUUGUUUAUUUUUGGUUGGUUGGUUGCUUUUUUUGGUUUUGUUUGUUUGUUUGCUUGGUGGUUUUUCGUUUGUUUGUUUUUUUGUUUCUCUGUUUUUUCUGGAAAGUCUUGGAUGUAGAGAUCUUUUGAUCAUAAAAAAAUCACAACAGGGGUGUCAUGAGUUAAGGGAACAGAGACUCCAUUUGAAAAUCUUGUGGCUACUUAAGUGCCCAAAUGUAAACUGUGCUGCUUUGGAUAUCUAGGCCCCCUUUUGGAUACUGAAAACCUAGGCCCUGCAGGUACAAAAGGAGGAGCAGAAGCCAUAAAUGGAUAUUGUAGAUACCCUAUCAUCCAUAAGCUUUAAAAAGUUUAUGAAGUUAAGACAGACUUUUGCUGUUACAGUUGAAUAUAUUAAUUAACCAAAGUCAAAUAUGCAUAUUUGUAUAAUGCUUCAUAUAUAAAUACACGUUUGUUAAAAAUAGACCCUAGAUAUUCUAAUACAACUGCCAUAAGUGUUCACAGAAUCAUCUAUUUAUUUUUUUUAGGAUGAUAAAACUAAACCAAAUGUAUUUUGCUAUCAUUGUAAAAAUAAAGACCUAUUACAACAUCAGCAAGUAUUUGCUGCCAUUUUACUUUUUAAUAGAGCUACUGGAAAAUACGUAAAACAAUACUUAACCUAGCUGAUGAGACAGAAAAAAAAAUAAUCAAUUCAAGUUAACUUGACUGUGUCCAAUUCUGGAACCCCCAAUAUAAGGACAUGGAGCUCAUGGAGAACAUCCAGAGGAGGGCCACAAAGAUGAUCUGAGAGCUGGAACACCUCUCUUACAAGCUGAGAGAGUAGGGGCUGUUUAGCCUGGAGAAGAGAAGGCUUAGGAGGCACCUUAUAAUGGCCUUCCAGUGCCUGAAGGGGCCUACAGGAAACUUGGGGGAGAACAUUUACAAGGGCUUGUAGUGAGAAGACAAGGGGGGAAUGGAUCAAAGCUGAGAGACUGGAGAUUUAAGUUAGACAUUAAGAGAAAAUUCUUUAGUGUGAGGGUGAUGAGACACAGGAAUAGGUUUCCCAGGGAAGUUGUGGAAGCCCCUUUCCUGGAAGUGUUCAAGGCCAGGUUGGAUGGGCCCUGAGCAACCUGAUCUAGGGGGAGGUGUCCCUGCCCAUGCAGGGCACUUGGAACUAAAUGAUCUUUAAGGUCCCUUCCAACUCAAAUUGUUCUACAAAUCUUUGAUUCUAUGAAGUUAGAAUCAAUAUUCAACAUAAAUACUGCAAUUGACCACGUCAUAUAUUACUGCAGUUAGAACAAAAUGGUACCCAAAUACAGGCAUGUUUUCUUUUAUUAAGAGUUUAAAGGAUGAUGGAUUUACAGGCACAGAUUGAUUUUUUUUUU